AUGAAAAUUUUGUGUAAUAUAGUGAAUGUUGCCCAUUUUUUAUUAUUCUAUAGAUAUGUAUACAGUUUUAACAUCGCAAAACCUCCUUACCCUAAAUUCGAUGUCCUGGUCGUUGGAGGAGGCCAUUCAGGAAUCGAAGCUGCAACAGCCGCGGCGAGAGUUGGCGCAAAUACACUGUUAAUAACACCAGAUUUGUCUUCAAUAGGCGAACUGAGCUGUAAUCCGAGUAUUGGAGGAAUUGGUAAGGGAAAUCUGGUAUGCGAAAUUGAUGCCCUGGAUGGAAUAAUGGGAAUGUGUGCAGAUUUGUCAGCCAUUUCAUUUCGUUGCUUGAAUACAUCGAAAGGACCAGCAGUAGUUGGCCCGAGAGUUCAAAUUGACCGAGAUUUAUACAAAAUUAACAUCAGAAAAUUACUAGAAAAUUACAACAACCUCUCCUUCCUACAAGCACUAGUAGAUGAAUUAAUCUUGGAUUAUUCUAAUACUAGUGAAAAUAAUAAUUCACUAGAAAUUAAUAACAUAGUUGAUGUGAAAGAUCAAGUGAGUGUUAAGGGAAUAAAAUUGAAAGAUGGACAAAUAAUAAAUAGUAAGACUGUGAUAUUAACAACUGGGACUUUCCUAAAAGGACGUUGCCAUAUAUCUAAGGAAACACAUAAAGGAGGAAGAAUUAACCGUAUUAGCGGAAAAUUCGAACCCUCAUCAGAUAACUUGAGUAACGUAUUCAGUAAACUUGGAAUUAAAACACUAAGAUUCAAAACAGGAACCCCCGCAAGACUGGAUAGAAAAAGUAUAAAUUAUGAAGAAUUGGAAGUCCAGAAGAGUGAUGAAAAUCCAAAGUUCUUUUCAUACUUGAAUGAGGAUUUUAAAGUGGAAAACGAGUUAAUUAAUUGUUAUAAAACACAAACUAAUGAAGUAGUACACAACAUUGUAAGGAAUAAUUUGCAUAACCUACCGGAUUACACGUCAGGAUUAGGUCCAAGAUAUUGUCCUUCAAUUUCAACCAAAGUGACGAAGCAUCCGUCGAUAAAAUCACACAUAGUUUGGUUGGAGCCCGAGGGUAUAAACAGUGAUAUAAUAUAUCCAAAUGGAUUAUCUGGUUCAUUUGAUAUUGAAGCACAGUUGGAGAUUUUGAAAAAUAUAAAAGGGUUGGAGAAUGUAAAAGUAUUAACGCCAGCUUAUGAUGUUGAAUAUGAUCUGAUAGAUCCAACAAAUCUGAAAUAUACCUUAGAAUUAAAAAAAAUUAAAAAUAUGUUCUUGGCCGGUCAAAUCUGUGGAACUACAGGAUAUGAAGAGGCUGGAAGCUUGGGCAUAAUAGCUGGUAUAAAUUCAUCAUUGAAAAGUCUUAAUGUUGAUGAAGAAUUUAUAAUAAAUAGAAAUGAAGGAUAUAUCGGAGUAUUGAUAGAUGAUUUAAUUAGAAAGGGUAUAAGUGAACCAUACCGUAUGUUCACAUCAAGAUCAGAAUACAGACUACAAAACAGGAUAGAUAAUGGUGAUGUAAGAAUGUUAAUAAAGGGGAUAAAGUAUGGAGUUAUAAAAAAUAGAAAGAGGUUGGAAUUGAUGAAGACUAAGUAUAUCAAAUCAAUAAUUAUAAUUUCAGUGCUAAAAUCUGUUUCUAAUACACUUAAUUAUUGGGGGAUUGAUAGGAGCUGUAAUGUGUUUAAAACAGCCUGGGAUGCACUAAAAUGUGGUAAAAAGUUCGUAGAAAUUGUAGAUAAACUUGAUGAAUCAUUGGAUUCGGGGAAAACUAAAAGUUUUAUUGAAAAAUUCUCAAGCAAUUUGUUCAAUCUGCCAUUCUCUAAUCAUGAACUUAAGUCUAUAAAUUAUCUCCUGAAUUAUACAAAUAAAGAAGAAAAUGAAGAUAUUAUGAAUAGUAUAAUUAAAUAUUAUUUGAGAGAAAGUAAUAAAUUGGAGAUUGAGAGUGAAAAUUUAUUCAAAUUCCUUAAAAGUUUGAUAAAUAAUGUUAAAGAAAAUGUGAUAUCAUUUAUUGAAGCACAAGCUAAAUAUUCGUCAUUUAUAAAAAGAUAUAAUCAACAAUACCAAAGAGCAAUGUCAGGAAGAACAAUACACAUUAAUCAAGAUAUACAAUAUAACCACGAAAAUUUCAAAUUCAUGUCGAUGGAGGAGAUAGAAAUAUUGUCGAGAGAAAAGCCACAAACAAUACAGGAAGCAAUGGAACUUCCAGGAGUAACACCGGCAACAGCAGUACAAUUAGCAAAUUAUAUAAUAAAAGAAAAAAACUAA
Theileria annulata is the source of this 2238-nucleotide messenger RNA. Its product is annotated as glucose-inhibited division protein a-like protein, putative. Gene Ontology annotation, molecular function: flavin adenine dinucleotide binding. The record is from RefSeq and is a predicted model, not a curated record. Lineage: Eukaryota; Apicomplexa; Aconoidasida; Piroplasmida; Theileriidae. The transcript is spliced from 12 exons. The coding region runs from base 1 to 2238 and encodes 745 amino acids. Gene Ontology annotation, biological process: tRNA methylation; tRNA wobble uridine modification.